AUGAAGUUAUUCGCUGCUCCGAAAUAUCUGUCCGAUGCGGUAGCGCCGCUUGUGACACUGAACUACCUAUUGGGACUUCGCAUUUUCGAGUAUCCUCGUGGAAAACUACAUACCGUGCCCAGCCUGAUCUACCUCCUGUUCUUGUUCGGCAUAUUGUGCGUGUCUAUACACGUGAAUUACAAAUUAGUCAAGAAGAGUGACCUGCUGAAGUUGCAACAUGCCUUACACGCGUCCUUGAUGUGUGCAUAUGCCUCCGUCGUUACGAACGAGAUGAUUCUUGGUUACAUUUACACAAAGAUAUUUAUAAUAAAUACCAAUUUCAUCGUCCUCUCUGAAUUUUCAAUAUUCGUGAGGUAUCUGCAAACGAGAUUCAAAUUAAUUAAUGAACUUCUGUACAAAUACGCGGCAGUAUCGACGACAAAAGGAAUAAAACUGGAUCUCUUUGCUACAGAGGAUUACACUAAAAUAACGGACAGUCAGCAACGCCAAGACAUUCCUUCCAUAAAAAUAUUUCAUUUGAAUCGACAGCUGCAGACACGAAUACGAAUUUCUGUGUCUGAGAAAUGUAAUUUCGUUAGAUCGCGAACCCGGUGUCGUCUGACGCCUCAAUUACAAAAGCAGUUCCAAAUGGAACUCCAAGGACAAUCCAGAAACCAAUUCAGAGAUUCAAAUUUAAACCAAAAAUUAGUUAUAAUCAUGGAAUGUCGGAGACGCACACACUUGGUGCAAACGAUUAGGAUAUUAAAGAUGCUGUCCACCAGCUUUGGCAUACAGGUCAUUUCGGAAAUCGGAGUUGCCAUCAUCAUGAUCACUUUACUUUUGUAUAAUUUAUACAUUCUGGUCCAGCAGCAGCAAAGGGCAACAGGCUACGGCCAGUUAAAAAAAGCGUUGGUCGCGAUUAUGUUUGCAACAAUAAAUAUAUUUAAGAUCGUUUACAUAAAUCGUAUUUGCAAACAGACGACAAACGAAGGAAAGAAGACCAGCGAGAUUAUCCACGAGAUUUAUAGAUGCUGCCCGGAUAUCGAUAUACGAGAAGAGAUUCAUCAAUUUGGUCUUCAGAUAUUAUGGAGCCCGGUGGAAUUCUCAACAUUUGGCAUCUCCUUAAAUUACCACGUUCUCAGUUCGUGUCUGAAUACUGUGACGACUUAUCUGGUUAUCAUGAUACAGAUAGACAACUCAUUGGAGUCAAGUAAAAACAGUUGA
Dinoponera quadriceps is the source of this 1203-nucleotide messenger RNA. RefSeq lists its product as uncharacterized. The record is from RefSeq and is a predicted model, not a curated record. The transcript has 7 exons. Lineage: Eukaryota; Metazoa; Arthropoda; Insecta; Hymenoptera; Formicidae. Gene Ontology annotation, biological process: sensory perception of taste. Bases 1 to 1203 code for a protein of 400 amino acids. Gene Ontology annotation, cellular component: membrane; dendrite; axon.